CGGGCGGAGGAAGGGGGCGGGCCCCAGAAGUUGUUGGGCUCCGGGCCGGCGGCGGGAGGGCGAGCGGGCUGCGGGCCUGCGGGCGGACCGGGCGGGGGCUGGAGAAGUUUGCGCUGCCGCUCGUGAGCACCGGGUGCGGGCCCCGCCGGCCGUGCGCGCCCGCUGCCAUGGCUUUCCGCCGGAGGACGAAAAGUUACCCGCUCUUCAGCCAGGAGUUCGUCAUUCACAACCAUGCGGACAUCGGCUUCUGCUUGGUGCUCUGCGUCCUCAUCGGGCUUAUGUUCGAGGUCACCGCCAAGACUGCCUUCCUAUUUAUUUUACCUCAGUACAACGUUAGUGUGCCGACAGCAGACGGCGAGACCGUGCACUACCACUAUGGGCCAAAGGACCUGGUCACCAUCUCGUUCUACAUCUUCAUCACCAUCAUCCUGCACGCGGUGGUGCAGGAGUACAUUUUAGACAAAAUCAGCAAACGGCUUCAUCUCUCCAAGGUCAAGCACAGCAAAUUCAACGAGUCUGGACAGUUGGUCGUCUUUCAUCUCAGCUCGGUGAUCUGGUGCUUCUACGUGGUGGUGACGGAAGGAUAUUUAACAAACCCAAGGAGCCUCUGGGAAGACUACCCACACGUGUACCUCCCCUUCCAGGUGAAGUUUUUCUACCUGUGCCAGCUGGCCUACUGGCUGCACGCACUGCCUGAGCUUUACUUCCAGAAGGUGCGGAAGGAGGAGAUUCCCCGGCAGCUCCAGUACAUCUGCCUGUACCUGGUCCACAUAGCAGGCGCGUACCUCCUAAACCUGAGCCGCCUGGGCCUGGUCCUGCUGCUGCUGCAGUACUCCACCGAGUUCCUCUUCCACACGGCCCGGCUCUGCCACUUUGCUGAUGAGAACAAUGAGAAGCUGUUUAACGCCUGGGCGGCUGUAUUUGGGGUCACCCGCCUCUUCAUCCUCACUCUCGCCGUGCUGGCCAUCGGCUUUGGACUCGCUCGCAUGGAAAACCAGGCCUUUGACCCCGAGAAAGGAAACUUCAACACGUUACUCUGCAGGCUGUGUGUGCUGCUGCUGGUGUGCGCUGCCCAGGCCUGGCUCAUGUGGCGCUUCAUCCACUCCCAGCUGCGGCACUGGCGCGAGUACUGGAGUGAGCAGAACGCUAAGCGCAGGGUCCCUACCGCCCCCAGGCUGGCAGCCAGGCUUAUCAAGAGGGAGUCAGGUUACCAUGAAAACGGAGUGGUGAAAGCAGAGAACGGAACCUCCCCACGGACUAAGAAACUCAAGUCUCCUUAAGGGCAAAGCGCUGAGAACAGGAACCCUCCCAUGGGGGCCCAGCAGGAGGUGGGGAGCCCAGGCCUCCAUCAGCGCCCCCUUUCCUGCUCGAUGCUCCGUCUCAAACAGCAGAAACCUGUCUCCACACAGGGCCUUUUCCUCUUUCUUACGUCCUGGCUUUCUCUUCUUCCUCCAUGAACCAUUCUCAAUAAAACCAAAAAUCUUCCUCUUUCCAUCCCUUAAGCCACCUCAUGUCCUCACCUCUGUCCUCUGCUGGGUUUUCUAGACUCUCCUGGUUGCUUUUCUGCUGGCCUGAUCUUUUUCCUCCCAUGGCUGUUUCUUUCUCGUUUUACUUGUUAACUUUAUCCUAUUGUGCAAUUUUUCUGUGUCUGAUUUUUACAAUGAGAGGGAGCGAAGCUUGCAGUGUGCUGGCCUUCCAGUACCCAGUCCCUGGGACCCGGCUGAGUUGACCUUCAUGCCAAGGAGCCCCGGCGUGGCCGGCAGCAGCCGCUCGGUGAUCCCUGCGUGGACGGGCGGCAGGAGGAGAGACUGGCCUCGGAUCAUCAUCUCUUGGGUGCUGAUGAACUGGCGAGAUGGAUGACUCCAGUUCUGCACGCGCAUCCUGAGGCCCCUCGGGGGCCCUGCUGGUUGUAAGCGCCAAGGCUUUGGCUUUUGGUCCAGAAGGAUGGUGUUAGCUGCCUUGGGCCCCACGGCUCAGAAGAGCAUCCCAGUGGCCGGUCCUGGAUUGGAAACCAACUUGCUCUCUCUCAGUCAGGGACGAGCUGGAGGAGGACAUCUUCCCACUUUGCAGCAAGAGCAAAGUGACAGGAGCGGCGGGCUCGUCCUGAAAGGUAACACGGCGGAAGCGAUGGAGGCGUCGACCCAGGCCUUUGUCGGGCAGGUCCUGCUGCCUCGCCCUUCCCACCAUUCACCAGCAUUCAAAACCAAACCAAACAGCAGUUACAGAACCAGCUGGGCACAUGCUGCUCCUAAACCCCAGGCCGGCCAGCCCUGUCGGGGGUCGGCCCUGCACCUGCCUCCACCGUCGGGCUGCAGGAACACUAAGCUCCUGCUGGCCCUUGGGGCGGGUCACCUGGGCCCUGUUCCCUCUGGCCUCAGUGUUGAGUGUCCUUUGGAAUUGUCAUCGUCGUCUACUGCUGUUUGCUGAGCACACUCAACAGCGUUUUAGACAGUUUGCAAGCAGGCUCAGUCAGAAUUGCUCUGCUUGUCAGAUGGGCAGAUACAACCAUGUCGCUGUGCAUCUUUUUGCCCUCUCCCCGCACGCGUUCUUUCCCCCCCCCCCCAACAACGACAAGGCCUCAUGGUGCCUUGAGGACGCCUGCAGGGAGGGAGGCUGUUGGUAAGGAGGCUUGCAAACUGUGCUGGCUGGAUCCCAUGGGCACGGGGGCAGUAGGAGUGUCUGCCGCGCUGGUCCUCUUCCUGACAUCACAUUAGUAACCACAGCUGGGAUGAGUACCUAGAAGGCGGGAACUGGGUCUUUUCGUCAAGGCAGCUCCCUUCUCGUCACUUGCCCAGAAGUUUUAAUCGGCCAGCGCCUGGGGGUUGUUUCCCGACACCACAGCAGACCCUCGUCUAGCUCUUUGGGGUAUAGGGCCACGGGCGUGGGAAGAGCUUCUCGUUACUCUUAGGAGAGUAAGAGCAGAUUCCCCCCAGGCUUCUCUCUCCCUCCCUGACCCUCAUCUGGGCCACAAAGCAGAACCCUGGUGAAUGGGCAGCUUGUACCAACCCAGCAGACCCAAUCUGCGAUCUGUCCGCCAGUCAGUCGGUUCCCCCCUCCCCGCUCAUGGCUGAAGCGAACCUCUGGUCCUAGGGUGCCCCAGAGACAUGGUGCAGCCUCGCACCCAGCCCAGUCCUUUUGGGGCUGUGGCCUUGGCCCUGCUCCUGUUCCCUGCAAGAGGCUGCCCCCACUCUCCACCCCAGUGGGGAGCCCUGUCUUCAGUGCCUACCUGGCCUCCUCGCUGUGGGCUGGGGAGGUGGGCCACAGCCAAGGUCCUGCCAUCAAGCAGUGUCCCUUCUCACAUUCACUGGAAGGUGACUGCUGCCAGCGAACCCAUGCUGGCUCCCGGUAUAGUGUGCCUUCCUGCAGUACUACCAGCCCGGGGCCAGGCCAACGCCCUGUGCUUCCUAAGAGCCAGGGUUGGUUCCCUGAUGAGUGUUGGGAAAACCUUCCCUGCUGUGUGAAUCCCCUGAGACCUAGAGUGGUUCUGGAGGGAGUUGAGGGGAGGGUAACUAGGUGCCCCAUCCGCCCAGGCAGGCCUGGCACGUUCAUUUCAGAGCAGAGCCAAGCCUUUGGCAGGUUGGCUUGAAGUGUGUUGCCGGGGGCCAAAAUAAUUCCACUUCAUCCCCAGAGCUUGAUGGGCUGGCUUGUCCUGAUUGGGCCAGUCUGGCUGUUUUUUUCUGCCCUAAACCCUCUGUGAAGGCCUUGCCAGACGCCCGCGGGUUUGCGAGGCUUCUCAGCACCAUCCCCGGGAGGAGAGCAGAUGCUAAUCUACCUCAGCAGCCCGGGCCUCCUGGUGUCACCGUUAGGGGCAUCGCUGGCUGGUGGGCGGGGGUGCCAGGCACGUGGGAGAGUGAAGCUGUGGGGGGUUGGGUGACCUCGGCUGCCAGUGCCCCUCCUUGGAGGGACGUUACUUCACCUCCAGGCUCUGAUGGCUCCGCUGUUCACAAGUUCCGUGUGUCCCUGCUCCGGGCCCGGCCAGCGGCCAGCUGCUCCCUCCUGUUCUCGUCAGUUCAAGCCCUGCCACGUCUGUGCCACCAGACCCGCGCUGUUGCCGAAGACCUUUUCCUUUUCUGUCCUGAGGCAGAGCCACCCACAUGGCAGAAGCCGGAACAGACACCUGUGCUCUGGCCGCUCCCGCAGAUGCUCCUCCCCUCGAGCUGGGUGGCCCUGGACGCGGGCAGCCGGGUUUGUGGUGGGACCUCCCUCCUCGGUGCUGCCGAGUUAGAGGUGGGGGCAGAAAGUGCGCGCCCAGCCCAGCUUCACAACAGAAAAGCCUGUGCCCUGGGUGCCUUUUAAAAUUCACAGUGGUUCACUGCCCGCCCACCCCUUUGGGUCCCUUCCUGGGCUUCGGCCUCCCCUGAGGGCUGAGGAGGACAGAGAGUUGGACAUAAUCCCCCUUGAAGAACCUGGGUUCCUGAUCGUCAGAGCCUCUGUCUCCAGUGGAGGGUGUGCUGCAGGCUCCCGAGUCAGGACCCUGAGUGGGCCGCCUCCCUCUGCUGCCCUCCCAGCUCACGGCCCUGCUCCUCCCCGACCGGAGGAGAAUCAGGUUGUUGACAGAUGACCUGGAACCUGAAUCGCGUCUCUCCCUGCACAGAAGUAGCCGCUGACUUGUCCUCUUCUAGCCUAGUUCUUGUGUGAAUAGUGACUCCUCCAAAGGCUGAGGAUGACCUGGUGCCCCAGCCGCCUCCCCACCCCACCCAAGCUCUCUCUAGGGUGGUCACACUCUGCGUGGCCUCCUUCAGCUCCGAGCUGAUCUGGAGCCUUUUUGUGUCUGAAGUGCCUUCCUUGCCCUAGUCUCAUGGCCGCCACGUGCACUGUGUGGCCGGCCCCCGGCAGUUACACAUGAGAGGGACACAGACUGUGAGUUUCCCUCGUUUCCACUCAGCCUCACACCAUCCUACCCGCCCCUCACUGUGUCAGGAUCAGGUUGUUUCCAGUUUCUCCCUUGUGGGGUGGCUGCAGGCCUGUGAACUUCCUCCCACGGCCCCCAGGCACCUGCCUAUUGAGGAAGUCCAGAGCUUCCAGGGGCACCAGGCCUGCCAUGCUCUUCCACCUCCCCCCACAUUUAAAAAAGGUACCCUUGCUGUCGUCUCUUGGGGUCUCUCUCUCGCUUCCCAUUCAACCCAAAGUCUAGGCGAUAAGGUGUCUAUUUUUGCUUCCCGGUCACCAGUGUUCCUCCCAGGUGCCCAUUUGAUGUGGGUGCUGCUGGCUGUUGCAGAGUGCCCCUCCCACCCCUGCGCAGUGUCUCCUUGUAUGAGCAGCAGCUCCCCUGCCCGUUGCCCACCUUGUCCUCGCUCUUCCGGGUUGUGCAAUAACUCUCCCAGCUAGUGGUCUUCCCCACAGGCCCUCUGUCCCUUUCAGUGCCCAGCCACUGGGGCAGGACAGUCUGCCCAGAAGGAAUGUUAGCCACCUCCUCUGUUGCUGUCAUUCUCCUGACCCUGGUGGCACACCAGUGAACCCUGGAGCAUCAUCGUAGCAGUCCAUCAUUUAGGAAUAUCUGUUGGAAAAACAUCCUCACCACAAUGGGGCAUUAAUAUGUCAGUGUCUGGGCAUGACAUCUGUGUGAGGCGACACCGUCACCCAGAGGGUCAUGUUUAUGAGGCGAGGAAGAUCCCCCUGCGCCUCAGCCACACAUGGACAGCCUGGUCCACCCGGCUGGAUCUGACCGGUUCUGAGUACCACCCUUUCCUCGGGUACAGAGUCAAGUGUUUAUGUGAUGAGAGUAUAUACACCUCGUUUUUCACUUCUUAAUAAACAGCUGAGGAUGAGCUGAGGCCGCUGGUGCCCUGAGCAACUCCUAAUGCAAAUGUGGACAAAGUGUCUUUGUGUUUUUCUACUUUAGCCUGUUCAUGUUAUGGACCAAAUUUCAACAACGAACUCAAGGAAAAUUUGUACCUGCCGUAUUUAUGCUUUCAUGUAAAAGGGUUUUGGAGGGGGGGCUCUUUUCACCUUCAGUGAACUUUUUCCAAGUCCUUUUCUCACUGUUUCUGUCUGGUUUUGAAACAAAUUACAGUUUUGUAUGGAUUUUUUUAAAUGUGCAUUUUGAAACAAAUGAUCAAAUAUUUUUGAGAUAACUGAAUAAAAGGCAGAAUUAUUAGGU
Sus scrofa (pig) is the source of this 6100-nucleotide messenger RNA. NCBI's taxonomy places the organism in Eukaryota, Metazoa, Chordata, Mammalia, Artiodactyla, Suidae. The record is from RefSeq and is a predicted model, not a curated record.